This is a messenger RNA of Pongo pygmaeus (Bornean orangutan), 2172 nucleotides long. RefSeq names its product transformer 2 alpha homolog (gene TRA2A). The record is from RefSeq and is a predicted model, not a curated record. The transcript is spliced from 9 exons. The coding region runs from base 563 to 1411 and encodes 282 amino acids. NCBI's taxonomy places the organism in Eukaryota, Metazoa, Chordata, Mammalia, Primates, Hominidae. Gene Ontology annotation, molecular function: RNA binding.
CGCUGGCCAGCCGGGAGGGGGCCUUUGGCUUCCCCACCCGCCAUGGAGCGGCUGACGUUGCCUCCCGGCGGCGCGGCGGCGGUGGACGAGUACCUGGAGUACCGGAGAAUCCACUUGGACAAUAUUUAAAGGGGCUAAGGUCAUAUAAGGCUCAUCUGGUGACUGAAAAGUCUUCAAAGAGGUUGACGCGUCCGAGGUGAGUCCGAAGUUUGGAGGACAGCACGGGACCGCGAUUCCAAGGCGCCCAGGCUGAGAGCGCAGGCUACCCGCCAACCUCCACCGUCGCGCCAGGCCCAGCAGACACAAAGCCUCGCGGGAGGUGGAGCCUCGUGACGUCACAGAGACGCCCGCCCCCUUUACGUCGUGCUCUGAGGAGGCCAGGAGAUUUCUGGCGGCGCCGGCGCCAUUUUCUUGGAGCCUGCGACCGAGUGGGAGUGGAGUGGAGCGGCUGUGGUUGCCGACCCUUUCCUCUUCCCCACGGUCCAGUCAGCGGGUUAAUUAGGCCAUCGGCCCUCGAGCCGAGACUUGUCUCUUAUUUAGUUCUGGGGAGCGCCUCGUCGACAUGAGUGAUGUAGAGGAGAACAACUUCGAGGGCAGAGAGUCUCGCUCUCAGUCAAAAUCUCCAACGGGAACUCCUGCUCGUGUAAAAUCGGAGAGCAGGUCAGGAUCUCGUAGUCCGUCAAGGGUUUCCAAACACUCUGAAUCCCAUUCUCGAUCAAGAUCAAAAUCCAGGUCGAGGUCAAGGAGACAUUCUCAUAGACGUUACACUCGAUCCAGAUCCCACUCUCACUCUCAUAGGAGACGAUCUCGAAGUAGAUCAUAUACACCAGAAUACCGGCGGCGAAGGAGCCGAAGCCAUUCUCCAAUGUCUAACCGGAGAAGACAUACUGGCAGCAGGGCAAAUCCAGAUCCCAACACUUGCCUUGGAGUGUUUGGCCUCAGUUUGUACACAACAGAGAGAGAUCUUCGUGAAGUAUUUUCUCGAUAUGGACCAUUGAGUGGUGUCAAUGUGGUUUAUGAUCAGCGAACUGGGCGAUCUCGAGGAUUUGCUUUUGUGUAUUUUGAGAGAAUAGAUGACUCAAAGGAGGCUAUGGAAAGGGCAAAUGGAAUGGAGCUGGAUGGUAGAAGAAUUCGGGUGGAUUAUUCUAUCACCAAGAGAGCGCACACACCAACACCAGGCAUCUACAUGGGCAGACCAACUCAUAGUGGUGGUGGUGGUGGAGGCGGCGGCGGCGGUGGAGGUGGAGGUGGUGGCAGACGUCGAGAUUCUUACUAUGAUAGAGGAUAUGAUCGUGGGUAUGACAGAUAUGAAGACUAUGAUUACCGGUACAGAAGACGAUCACCUUCUCCUUAUUAUAGUCGAUAUAGAUCACGAUCAAGAUCUCGUUCCUACAGCCCAAGACGCUAUUGAUAACGGAAUGGUUGCAAUUAAGGACUUUUUUUUCCUCUUUUUUUUUUUUUUUUUAAUUCUGAGAUUUCCCCAAGCUUUGGAUUGUUCCUACUCCUUAAGAAAAAAACUCGUUUAUUUAGCAUCUACACUUUUGUCAAUUGUGUUGCUGUUUUCCACCCCUUUUAUAUACUCUUGAAGAUGUAAUUGUUGUCAUUUUGAGCAGUUAAACAUCUUGAGUAUAAAAAGAACGCCAAUGUUAUGCUUUGUAAAUUUUUUUUUUUUUGCUUUUACCUAGAUAAACUUCUAGCUAAUCAAAUAAGGAAAGAAACUGUCUUUUUAAAGCUGCUUUUGUGUUAGAUACUAUAUUAGAGAUCUGCAUUUAUCAUGAGCUCCUUUUUUUUUUAACUUUAUUUUCGGGAAAGUAACACAUGAAGUAGUUCAGUCAUGUCAGGUUUGUCUGGGGUGGAAUGAAACAGUCAGGUAGUUGAAAGUUUUUUUUUAGAGAUGAAAAGCUUGUGAACUCCUGUAAAACAUGCUGUAUUUGAAAUACAUCUGUUAAAACUUAAAAACUAAAGUGUGAUUUUUUUGUUGUUGUUAAAUUUAUUGAAGUUUAUUCCCUUAAUCAGUGAAGGACAACCCUUAUUUAUUACCUAGAACAGUUGUAUAAUUUGCUGUUAGAAAUUUUGGUAUUGGGACAGUGGAUAAGCAGGUUAUCAUAUAGCAUAGAAUUCUUAGAUACAUGUGGGGAAAAGUAGUCUCAAAUAAAAGCUAAUUUCUUUGAA